This is a messenger RNA of Onychomys torridus (southern grasshopper mouse), 573 nucleotides long. RefSeq names its product ring finger protein 183 (gene Rnf183). The coding region runs from base 1 to 573 and encodes 190 amino acids. The transcript has a single exon. The record is from RefSeq and is a predicted model, not a curated record. Gene Ontology annotation, biological process: protein ubiquitination. Gene Ontology annotation, molecular function: ubiquitin protein ligase activity. Lineage: Eukaryota; Metazoa; Chordata; Mammalia; Rodentia; Cricetidae.
AUGGCUGAGCCACAGGGCCAGGAACUCACAGCUGAGUGUCCCGUCUGCUGGAACCCCUUCAACAACACAUUCCACACCCCCAAAGUGCUAGACUGCUGUCACUCCUUCUGUGUGGAAUGCCUGGCCCACCUCAGCCUGGUGGCCCCAGCCAGGCGCCGCUUGCUCUGUCCACUCUGCCGUCAGCCCACCGUACUGGCUUCAGGGCAACCGGUCACUGACUUACCUACAGAUACUGCCAUGUUGACCCUGCUCCGCCUAGAACCCCACCACGUCAUCCUCGAGGGUCACCAGCUCUGUCUCAAGGACCAACCCAAGAGCCGUUACUUACUGCGUCAGCCACGGGUCUAUACCCUGGACCUUGGCCCGGAGCCUGGGAGCCAGACCGGACCCCCUCGGAACACAGUCCCUGACACCAGGCCUGUGCCCAUCCCCAGCCACUACUCUCUCAGAGAGUGCAUCCGCAACCCUCACUUCCGGAUCUUUGCCUACCUGAUGGCUAUCAUCCUCAGUGUUACCCUACUGCUCAUCUUCUCCAUCUUUUGGACUAAGCAGUUCUUCGGGGGCAUGGGGUGA